Molecule: messenger RNA, 777 nt
Organism: Paramecium sonneborni
Lineage: Eukaryota; Ciliophora; Oligohymenophorea; Peniculida; Parameciidae
Source: the annotation of a GenBank genome assembly
AUGUCAGCUAUCAUUUUGCUUAUUCCUUUUCUCUUCAAUGUUGAUGUAUAUACUCCAUACUAUGAUUUUGCCUCCUUACUAUGUGUUUAAUAAUGGAUAUUUGAAACAAAUAGUUCCUUCAAAUUUUUACAAUCUUUAUUCUUAACUGUGGCUAUUAUGUUUGCUUAAUCUUUUACCUUAAAUGUAAAUAUUAUAUUAAAAAUUAGCUUAUAUUUUUUAAUGAGAAUAUUUUCUCUAAUUUUGAAAACCUUUAUUAAGCAUUUCUAUAUGCAAUCCUAACUUUUAUUUUUGCUAAUCCUAUUACUAUUAAAUAUUAAGAUAGAUUAGCUGCUUAAUAUGAAUCUUUUCCAUAUUCAGUUAUGAUGAUUGAUAAAGUUGGAUAAGCCUUAACUAUUUCUAAAUUAAUAGAAGCUUUUGUUUUUUAUAACAUUACUUUUACUAAUCUUUAAUUCAUUUUAUCUACCAUUUUUAUGAGUUAAAUACCAAUUUUAGUCUUAUUUAUUGGACUUAGAGAUUAUCAUUCAAAUUCAGCAUCAUAUUCUAAAAUUAAAGAUAUAUCUUUAGAAAAUUCAAUCAUAUAUCUUUUAACAUCUUUAAUAUUUUUAUUUUUAAGACAAACCAAUUUAAUCGUUUUAGAUCCUUAAACUUUAUAAUAUAUAUGCAUUAUACUAUUUGUAUUAUUAUCAAGUAUUAUUUUUAUUAUAUUAUCUAGCAUUUUAUUAUCAAAUCAAAAAAAUUAUUAAAUCUAAAAAUCAAUCCAAAAUUAAAACUUUAUGA